Molecule: messenger RNA, 774 nt
Organism: Paecilomyces variotii
Lineage: Eukaryota; Fungi; Ascomycota; Eurotiomycetes; Eurotiales; Thermoascaceae
Product: cyanate lyase C-terminal domain-containing protein
Exons: 3
Coding region: 157-699 (180 amino acids)
Molecular function (GO): cyanate hydratase activity; DNA binding
Source: RefSeq, a predicted model, not a curated record
GGACUAUCAACGCUAUAAAAUAGGUUGCUUUGCCUUCUAUACAAUAAUUGAGUUUCCCAUUGUUGACAUGCUGCCGUAAUCGGAGAGCAGAACAAGCCCCGCAUAGACGAGAGAACCCCGCGUCGGGAUCUUGGAUGACAUCGCUCCAGAAGUCGUAUGGAUAUAUCAUUGAGUCGGUAUCUUCAGCAUUGCUCAAUCCGCCAUAGUCCUGUUAUUUCAAUAUCCGCCAACAGAAUGUCGCUCGCAACGCUUGAUGUCACCCAGCACCCCUACCUGCCAGCGUCUGCAGAGACGCUGUUCAAGGCGAAGGCAAACAAGAGGCUCAGUUUCGAGGAAAUCGCAAACCAUAUCGGACGCAAUGAGGUAGCGACGGCCGCCAUAUUCUACGGACAGGCAAAGGCCUCGUCCGAAGACAUCCAGAAGCUUUCUACGCUUCUUGGAAUUCCGCACGACUUGCUGGAGGAACAGCUCAGUGGCUUCCCCGACCGUGGUCGCACGGUACAGAUGCCUCCGAAGGAACCCUUGAUCUACCGGUUGUAUGAGAUCGUGCAGAACUAUGGAUAUGCGUACAAGGCGGUUCUGAACGAAAAGUUUGGUGAUGGCAUCAUGAGUGCUAUUUCGUUCUCCACGAAGGUUGAAAAGGAGACGGAUAAGGACGGAAACAACUGGGCCGUCAUUACUCUGCGCGGAAAAUGGUGAGAGCCUUUCGUAAGUUGGAAAAGAUCGAGAAGAGAUGCUAAUAUUGUAUCCAGGCUGCCAUUCUCAAGGUUCUAG